This is a messenger RNA of Triticum aestivum (bread wheat), 1770 nucleotides long. Its product is annotated as protein MCM10 homolog. Bases 82 to 1695 code for a protein of 537 amino acids. The record is from RefSeq and is a predicted model, not a curated record. Gene Ontology annotation, biological process: DNA replication; DNA replication initiation. The transcript has 9 exons. Gene Ontology annotation, molecular function: DNA replication origin binding; single-stranded DNA binding. NCBI's taxonomy places the organism in Eukaryota, Viridiplantae, Streptophyta, Magnoliopsida, Poales, Poaceae. Gene Ontology annotation, cellular component: nuclear replication fork; nucleus.
AUCGCGUUUCUCUUUCUCUCUCUCUCUCUCUGCGGCACACACAGAUUCCAAUUGUUCCACUCUACGCACCUCGCCGCAGUCAUGGCGGACGCCGGCGACGACCUGGACCUGCUCCUGUCGCUGGACGAGGACGGCGACCAGGCCGUCCUCGAGACCCCUCCGUCCUCCCCCUCGCGCCCCGCCGCCGCCGCCGCCACCGGCUACGGCGCCUUCACGCCCCCGAGGGCCGUGGCGCGCCCGGGCGGCACCGACAUGUCCGUCUUCCGCGACGCCGUCAAGGACUACAUCGAGGCCGUCCCGGCCUCCACCUCCGGCUCGGGCCCCAGCCGCCCCAAGCUCCCCAAAUCCAACCAAACCCUCGUCGACACCUACUCCGGCCUCCGCAUCAAGCACAUGGCCGUCUCGCCGCUCGAGAUCGCCAACCGCUUCGCCGACAUCCGAUUCGUCCGCAUCUCCGCGUUCAAGAGCCUGGCCGGCGGGGACUUCUUCUCCGGCUGCUGGGCGACCGCCGGCGUGGUGCUGGACAAGGGCACGAAGCGGGUGAGCGCGCAGGGGAAGGACUACAGCAUCUGGAAGAUGGGCGCGCUGGACGACUCCGAGGUGUCGGUGUUCCUCUUCGGGGACGCCCACACCCACUACUCCGGCGGCGCCGUCGGCGACGUCUUCGCGCUGUUCAACGGCAACGUCCGCAUGGACAAGGGGGGGCAAGGGUUCUCGGUGAGCGUUGGCUCGGUGGGGCAGAUGAUGAAGAUGGGCGUCUCGGCGGAUUUCAGCAUCUGCAAAGGGACGAGGAAAGAUGGGAUGGCCUGCACCAUGGCCACAAACAAGCGCAAGGGACCAUACUGCAAAUAUCAUUCAUCGAACACAUCAGCACAGAAAUACUCUACUGGCAGAGUGGAGCUUAAGGGUGGAAACUUCCAGUUUGCUUCCAAACUUCGUUCCAAUGGGAUUUACAUGGUCAAGCCUCCCUCAGAACGAUCCGAUCCGAGAAAUCCAUCACGACCACUGAAAGUAAUGUCAGUCGAUGGUUUAAAAAGGGCUUUAAGUAAUGCGGAUAAAGUGACCACUAAGAACAACUCUCAGGGUAUAAGGUUCCUCUCCCAUGUCACAGAGGCCGGGGGUUCCGACCUCCCUUUCGAUAAAGAAAAAAAACCUACACACUGCAAAAUUUGCCGCUGUCACCUCGCAAUGGAAACUGAUCUACCUUCUGCAUUGACCAGGCGGCACGGAACCGAAUCUCGUGAGCAACAGUACUUCGACAGUUGUACAGAAGCCGAUGUCGACCUGGAGCACCCUCUCGGAGAAGCUGAGCUCGGGCAGAAGGCCGGCAUCUUCUGGCACCAAGGUAGGAGCGCCCAAACCGGCCUCGCAGAAGCAGGAACAAGAGGCCAAAAGGAGAAAGGUGAACAACCCUUCGGGGAACACGAUCGAGCUGGACCUAGGCAGCUCGGACGACGACGAGAUCAACAUAGUGCUGCGACGCUAGCUGAUGGCCUAGCUUGGCUGUCUCCAUGGCCAAGCGGCUUGCUGCUUUCUUUUCAAGAGGCUGUAAAUGUACACCAGAAGGAGCACACAAGGAAGGCCUACGGGAUUGCCGCCGCGCCCUUCCACAGCGACAGCAUAGGGAGUAGUCGAGGCCGAGGCGCCUAUGCAUGUUCUAUACUUGAUUCCCUGUUUAAGGUUUGGGAAUUCUGAAAUACCAGGGGCGAAUGUUUUCUGUUGCCUGUAAUUGGACGUUGGACGAGAUGAUAUGGAUUCAGAUUCAGUGCC